AUGCCCUCCUCGUCUCGAGAUGGCUCUAGCAGAAGCUUACCUAUCAAAAACCCCUGCCUGAGUUUCUGGCAGCGAACUACCCGUGCCUUUCCCCUGCUGCAUACCAAUCAAACCACACCAGUCCCUUCUAGGUCGAAGUAUGUAGUGAUUGGCUCCGGGAUCUCUGGCGGCCUUACAGCGUUCGAGCUUAUUGAGGCUGGCGUCAAAGGGGAGGAUAUCAUAAUACUCGAGGCGCGAGAGGCAGCAAGCGGUGCCAGCUCCCGAAAUGCUGGACAUGUACGACCAGAUGCAUUCCGAGGAUUCAGUGCCUAUGCAAAGGUCCAUGGGGAAGAACAAGCUUUAAAGAUAAUUGCCAACGAGCGCCUGGUACUCGAAAAAGUAGACGAGUUUACCAAGAAACACGACGUCCAGUGCGACUUCAACCUCACUACAACAUUCGACGUAUGCAUGACCCCCGAGUUUGCAGCGUAUGAGGCCGAAAGCUUUGAAGCGUACAAAACCGCUGGAGGCGAUGUUUCACACAUCAAGUUCUAUGAAGGCCAAGACGCGCAAACAAGGACAAAAGUGAAGGGUGCCGUCGCAGCAUAUGAGUGGCCAGCUGGAUCCAGUCAUCCAGCGAAGCUCGCACAGUUUCUCCUCCAGGCAGUUGUAUCACGCGGGGGGAGGUUGUUCACGUUUUGCCCAGCUACUGAGCUAAGGCGCAACGAGUCGGAGCCAGGGCUCUGGGAUGUGCAUACUCCACGGGGAGUGGUGACAACGGAGCGGGUGGUCCACUGUACGAACGCUCAUGCUGCACUUUUGCUACCACACCUAGAGUCGUAUAUCCAGCCGAACCGCGCUCAGGCGCAUAGCCUGAUCCCAACACCUUCGUUCGCCGCAGAGAAGGUCCUUCGGAAUACCUUUUCCCUGCGUUAUAGUCUACAUCAUUUCUACUCCUUAAUCCAAAGGCAGAAUGAUGGUACACUGGUGUUGGGUGUAUCGCGAUCAAACCCUACCCUCAGUGAGGAAACACGAGCUAGUGUCUAUAGUACAAAUGAUACGUUCUAUAACGAAGAGAUAGUCCAAGAUGCUCUGCAAAGCUUCGGAAAGAUAUUUCCCGACUUUGACGGCGCAAAUACCGUGCAUGGAGAGGGUUUGGAUCACGCGUGGACUGGGAUUAUCGCCAUGACGACCGAUUCCGUACCCUUCGUUGGGGCAAUCGAAUCCCUGCCAGGGCAAUAUAUUUGUGCUGGGUUUAAUGGACAUGGGAUGGCACGUAUAUUUACUUGUGCACCAGGUGUUGCCAAGAUCAUACUUGGAAAGGAUUGGGACGAUACAGGUCUGCCUGAAUGUUUUAGGUUCAGUGAAGAGAGGCUUUCCAAACUGUCCACAAAGGCUGUGCCAUCUGUGUGGUGA
Messenger RNA from Aspergillus nomiae NRRL 13137, 1395 nucleotides. RefSeq names its product NAD(P)/FAD-dependent oxidoreductase. Gene Ontology annotation, molecular function: oxidoreductase activity. The record is from RefSeq and is a predicted model, not a curated record. NCBI's taxonomy places the organism in Eukaryota, Fungi, Ascomycota, Eurotiomycetes, Eurotiales, Aspergillaceae. Bases 1 to 1395 code for a protein of 464 amino acids. The transcript is spliced from 3 exons. Gene Ontology annotation, cellular component: cytoplasm.